GCCAAAGCACCAUGGAGAGUGGACAGAGAGUGCCCCGAAAGGGCCGGAAGCUAGGCUCCAGCCGCCGGCGACAGAUGCGAGAGCUAGCUGAUGGCCAGGAUGCCUCUGUGGCCCCCGAACCAGAGUCCUGGUCCUCCCAGUCAGCUGCAGAACUGCAGGGCUUCUUCCAGGACUGUGGUGCCAAGGAGAGGGGCUUUGUCACUCGAGAGGACCUGGCGGUGGCCAAGUUCAGCUUCCUGGGCAGCAAGGAGGAGCUGGGGAUGAUCUUUGACUGGGUGGAUGUGGAGCGGAAGGGACGCCUCUCCCUUGAAGAAUUCAGCUCUGGGCUCAAGAACAUCUUUGGCUUCAGCCUGAGCACCCACAGGCUCCACAGAAGGAGGCUACAGUUCUCCAAGCGAGGAUCUGUAGCCACCAGUUUCCCAGUGCAGGAGGAGGCCGACACUGAGGAGAAGGAGGCGUUCUUUGCCUUCAUGGAGCAACUGGAAGUCGGCCACUCACUUCCCGAGCAGGCGGAAAUCUGGCAGCUAUGGAGGAAGCUGCAGCAGGAGGAGCCCCAGCUGGCAGGCAACCUGGAGGGCUUUCUGGCCAAGAUGAACAGUCGCCUGCAGGAAGCACGGACCGACAAGGAGGUUCUGGAGCUGACCCUGAGGAAGCGGGACUCUGACUACCAUCGCGAGGUCCAGCAGCUCUAUGAGGAGAUAGAGCAGCAAAUCCGGCAGGAGAAGCAGCAGCUCCAGGCUGAGAGCGACUCCCGGGGCCUGGCCCUCAGCUCCCAGAUGCAGGAGGUCCUGGAGGCCAAGGAAUGCACGGUGCAGCGCCUGACUGAGGGCCAGAAGGCGCUGGAGGCCCAGCUCCACCGCCUCAGCAGCACACACCAGGAGGCCAGCUCGGAGAACCAGCAGCUUCGGGAGGCCCAGCGUGACCUGGCUGGGAGGCUGGAAGAGGUGCGGGGGCAGCUGCAGGUGACCAGGGGGCACCUGAACGCCACCAAGGCCCGUGUGUCCUGGCAGAUGGAGGAGGAACUGAGUAUCCCCAGAGCAAGUGAGGAGAAGGCCUCAGUCUCCUCUGAGGAGGCUCCCCUGCCUGGACUGACUGGGGACAGCGAUGCCUGGGACCAGCUCCUCAGCAGCUUCAGCAGCACCCGCCACAGUGCCCUGCAGCUCUCCAGGAGCCCACCCCCAGCUCCGAGAGCCUCCUCAGGCCCCCAGACACCCCGAGCGGUCAGGCAGAUCUCCAUCCCAGAGCCGCGUGCUUUUCUCUUUGGUCAGGAGACACCUUCAGAUCCAGAUGGGUCUCCAGGAAGCACCGCUGGGGUGCCUUCCAGGACCGAGGAAGAGAAAGGAGUGAACCCAGAGGGGCAGGACAUCAGCCCAGAGCAGACUGGAGAGCCCCCCAGCCUGGAACCUAAGGAGGAGUCAGGGCCUAGCCCUGGGGUCCACUUCCGCUGGGGGCUUCCAGGGGCUCCAGCUGGGGAGUCAGGGGGCCUGGUGGCAGCUGCGUUCAAAGUGCUCAUUCCUUUAGAGGAUGGGGCCCCUCCUCAUGUGACCUCUCCCCCUCCCCAGGCCUCAGCUAGGCCCAGUGAACAGUUCCAGGCUUCAUACUCAGAUGACGAGGGCCCCGGGCCUGGGCCUGUCCCAGCCAAGCCACCCAGGCAGAGAGAGGCCCUCCAUCAGGACCCACAUGCCUCUGGCUCUGAGCCAGGGCUGGGGUCCUCAGGAGCUGGAGCCCUCACAGCAGGGCUGGAUGAGCCCUCCCAGGGCCUGGAGCCUGUGGGUCAGGCUUCCACAGAGGGAUUGGAGCAGGGCAAGCUGAGCCCAGAUGCACAGGAGGGCCGUCCCUGGGGACUACAGGAAGCUCACAGCCAGGUCCUUCGGCCUGAAGGGCUGUCUGCCCUACCAGACCAGAGUCUGGAAGAGGAGCCCAGGGCUGAUGAAAGGAAAGCAGGGGACCAAGGAAGGCAGGAUUUCAGGUCAGAGCUGUCCGUUGAGGCUCAUGGCCUGAAAACUGGGCACUCGGAACUCCCCCAGCACAAUUCCCCGCCUGCUCCUCUCCCACCUGACAGAGCACAGGCUCAGGCUGAGGCACAAGCCCCAGCUCCUGAAAAACCAUCACUUUCAAGGGGCUCUCCCCCCACAGGGGCCCAGCCUGGGGAUGCAGCAGGGCCCCAGGAGCCCACACAAACCUCCCCCACCAGGGCUGAGCUGGAAGCCCAGCCCAGGCCCCAACCUACAACCACUCACACAGAAGAAGAAACAGGACCCCCUCAAUCCAGGGAGCCAAGGGCAGAGAACAGGCCUGAAGAUCCAGGAAUGGACUCUGGAGGCAUUGGGCUGACCCCAUCCCCAGGGGACCGCAUGGCCAGUGAGCCUUUGGCCAAUCCUGAUUACGCCUUCCACGUCAUCUUCCUGGGAGACUCAAAUGUGGGCAAAACAUCCUUCCUGCACCUGCUGCACCAGAACACCUUUGCCACUGGGCUGACAGCUACUGUGGGAGUGGAUUUUCGGGUCACAAACCUGCUGGUGGACAACAAGUGCUUUAUGCUGCAGCUCUGGGACACAGCUGGCCAGGAGAGGUACCACAGCGUGACGCGGCAGCUGCUCCGCAAGGCUGAUGGAGUGGUGCUCAUGUACGACGUCACCUCCCAGGAGAGCUUUGCCCAUGUGCGUUACUGGCUGGACUGUCUCCAGGAUGCAGUGUCUGACAGCGUGGUCAUCCUUCUCUUGGGAAACAAGACAGACUGUGAGGAGGAUCGGCAAGUGUCCACAGAGGCUGGGCAGCAACUGGCCCAGGAGCUGGGGGUCUCCUUUGGAGAGUGCAGCGCUGCCCUGGGUCACAACAUCCUGGAGCCUGUGGUGAACCUGGCCCGGUCACUCAAGAUGCAAGAAGACCGCCUGAAGGGCUCACUGGUGGAGGUGGCCCCCGAGAGGCCAACGAAGAGAGCUGGCUGCUGCUCCUGA
Kogia breviceps (pygmy sperm whale) is the source of this 2957-nucleotide messenger RNA. It is a transcript of the gene RAB44, whose product is annotated as RAB44, member RAS oncogene family. Gene Ontology annotation, molecular function: GTPase activity; calcium ion binding; GTP binding. Bases 12 to 2957 code for a protein of 981 amino acids. The record is from RefSeq and is a predicted model, not a curated record. The transcript has 13 exons. Gene Ontology annotation, biological process: vesicle-mediated transport. NCBI's taxonomy places the organism in Eukaryota, Metazoa, Chordata, Mammalia, Artiodactyla, Physeteridae.